Molecule: messenger RNA, 693 nt
Organism: Trametes versicolor FP-101664 SS1
Lineage: Eukaryota; Fungi; Basidiomycota; Agaricomycetes; Polyporales; Polyporaceae
Exons: 4
Source: RefSeq, a predicted model, not a curated record
CCCGGAUGUGCGCAUGCGUGCAUACGCUGUCCUGGCCUGGCCUGGCUGGGGAGGUGGUGCGAGGUGUGUGGGACGGACGCGUGCCGCGCCUCUGGCCCGCUCCGAGCAGUGUAUGCGACGCGACGAGAGAGCGCUCCUUCGUGCGCAUACACCUGUCGGGCGGGAUAGGUUUGGGGAGCGUCCAUGCGGAAGUGGACGAUGGAGGGUGCUUCAAGUUGUGUCGCCGUCGUAGCGAGUGCAUGCAACCCAGCUCCGCGAUACUGUACGGCGUAGAGCCCAUGCCCGUACGUCCGUGCGCUGCGAUCGACGAGGGGCACCUACACGUGCAGGCGACCGUACCUCGUCUAUCGCGUCGAGCUCCUCAUCGUCCGCGCUGCAUGCACGUGAGGGCGCACGCGCAGCGGUAUAGGCCAGGAGGAUGCUCACUCGCGCAUCGGCCCGUCCCUGGUGAUUGCGUACGACGUCGCGGGCGCGACGAAGCGUGACUCCGUCCACGACAGUGUUCCGCAAUGAACUUUGGUUCUGUUCCGACGGCUUUCAGUAGAGGCGGAGCGCGAAGCGCUGCAAUGUGUAGACGCUCUCGUUUCUGUUUUACCGAUCAGGACAGGGGGGUGGCCGCAGGGCUUGCGUGCCGGAGUGCGCUUUAUCGCAGCGUGUUAUUCGUCGGGGUGCCGACGUUGAGGACCACGGGCG